UAGCAGUCCUAAUUUCUAUACUUCACAUCUAUCUCUGCAUUUACUCUAAUCCUUACCAAUGUCAGCUACUGCAGGCAUAAGCAAUCUGCUGCUCUCGGAGUUGCAGAGUCUGUCCACUGAAGCACGACGGAAGCACCCGGAAAUAAAGGAGGCAGCAGAGCGUGUUAUUGUCAUCCUUCGCAGCAUCAAGGCGACAUCAUCUGCACAGGUUGCCACGGAGCUGGCAAAGUCCGACGAGGUGGUAAAGCCAUUUGCACUUGCAUGCAAAACAGGCAACCACAAGCUGACAACAAUAUCGGUGCAGUGUCUACAGCAGCUCAUUUCGCACCAGGCGCUGUCGCCAGACUCGAUCCGUGUGACGCUGGGAAUGCUCACGUCGGUGCUGAGCCAGGGAAUGGACAUCCAGGUCAAGAUCCUGCAGAUGAUCUUGCCGCUGGUCAGUGCAUACGAUGCAGUCUCGGGGGAGACCCUGGUGGAGGCUAUUCACAUUUGCUUUGUGCUACAGCAGUCGCGCGAUCCGAUUGUGAACAACACUGCGGCGGCUAUCCUGCGCCAGCUUGUCGUGGCCGUCUUUGAUCGGGUUGUCAGCGAGGACAAGCUGAUGAACAGCACACAGGUUGAUGCCGAGGCCGACCUAACACGAAAGUGCGCGAAAGAUGCGUACUACGUACUGCAGGAUCUGUGCCUGCUGCUGACCGACAGCGAGACCGUGUUUAUUCGUGCAGAUACGAUUGAUAAGGGGCUAGUUCUGGAGCUCGUAGAGUCCAUUCUGACAAACCAUGCCAAAGUUGUUGCGCGGCAUGCGGCUAUGGCGCAGCUGCUGCGUGAGCGACUAUCCCCGUAUAUCGUCCAUUUCUUUGCUGAAAAGUCGACGUUCCCGCUCGCUGUGCGCUGCAUUCGGGUCGUCUGGCUCUUUAUCCGCGACCUGCACGCAGAGUUCAACACCGAAUGUGAGAUAUUUUUGUCGAUAUUGACCCGCCUAAUGGAUCCGAGCACGAGUAGCAGCUCUCACAGCCAGGCAGCGCCCGGGCGGCGGCGGCCUAGCUUUGUAUUGCCCGGAGGUGUGGGAGUUGGAAAUCCAAGCACCUUGUUCCCGCCGUUCUAUCGCGUAUUGGCCCUUGAGCUCGUCAAGAAGACAGUCGAAGACCCGGGCCUGCUGCAGGAGCUGUACGCACAGUUUGAUGGGCAAAUGGGCAGCGGCGAGGACUGCCAUGUCAUCCUGGACAUUAUCACCGCCGUUGGCAAAGUUGUAUCCGAGCGUCCGACGAUCCGGUCCAGCAACUCCGACGGUAUCCCCAGUGCGCAACCUGAAAAUAGCGCUACUGGCGCUGAUACCCAGCUGCGCCGCCACGCAAUUGAUGCCGAUGCAGGCGGUGAUAGGGACCAGAUCAGUGCACGAUCAUGCCGUAUGCGAUCUGAGAUGCACAAGCUGCUUGACAAGCAGGAGCCGCCUGCGAUCCCUGAUACGUACCUGUUCUUUUUGGCACUAUCAUCGACAUUAUCGCUGGUCGACGGAAUGGCAAGCGUCGUACUGCCUGCCCAUACAGCGCCUCUGACAGCAUUGAUAAAGGGCAAGGAGGUAACGAAGAGCGUGCUUUCAGUGCCUGAUGCUAGCGACCAGCAGGUACAGGUUGUCAGCAGCUUUGCCACCAAGAUAUGGCCAAUCCUGCUGACAGCAUACUCGUUCUUCCUCAACGUGCGCUUCGAUAACUCGCUGUUUAACCAGGUCAUGGAAAGCUCGCAAAAGAUGGUCCUGGUGUUCGGCGCACUAGGUGUUCGCGAUGCGCGCGAUGCAGUGCUAUCGCUGCUCUGCCGACAUUGCCUGCCGCACGCAGCGAUCUCAGAGCAUGAGAGACUGCUGCAGCAGAGCCAGGUUGCCAAAACACAGAGCCUGGCAACUGUGCGCGAAGACGAAGCCAAUGGCACUGAUGGUCGGCCACCUGCCACUGCUCCGCUGGUUACAUCUUCCCUUAUCGGUGCCCAGUUCUCGAUGCAUUCACGCCAGAUCCAGUGCCUACGCGCAGUUAUCUCCUGUGCGCAGUUCCUGGCCAAUACGCUUGGCCCAGCCUGGUAUCCGAUCAUGGUCACGCUGCAGCAGGCUGACGAGCUACUUUACCAGAGUCGUGGUUCAUUACCAACACCAGCAGCUCUGGGGGCUAACAGCAAUGCCUCUCACGGACAGAUGCCGGGUCGCAGCGCAGGAGGGCGCCAGCGGAGCAUGUCGACGGCGUCAUCGCAGGUGCCUAGUAGCGAUGACGAUCUCAGCCGGGCAACCGAGUUCCAGGCAGUUCGCGAAGAGUACGCCCAGCUGUUCUCCCUUGUGCGUGCGCACGGCAGCGAUGCCUUUAUCUGGGUUAUCCGCUCAUUAUGCGCGCUUGGGUCUGACCUGACCAGUGUGCCAGCACGACACGAAUUUAGCGACAUUUCGAGCCAGAUGCGGUCGGCUCUCGGUAUCGUCAAUCGUCGCAUGAGCGCACUAAUGGACCGCCCAACAUUUGCAGUCGAGGAAUUGCGGCUGUUGGCCGUGGAAAAUGUCGAUCUGUUGAUGGGGUCGCGUGCCUUGGCCGACACUGCCGCUGACACCGACAGUGUCGGAUCCGAGGCGUGGUCGCUGAUCAUGCACCACCUUCUUGAUACGACGACAUACGCGCAUACUCCGUCACCUAUCCGAACUCAGGCUUGCGAGGCUGUUUCGGAUGUUGUGCUGGCAGCUAUGGAGCUGGUGACUCGCGCAGAUGGACUGACGGAAGACGACGAUCUGGCCAGUGAAGGAAUCAACUCACACUUUGUCGCCAUGGUUGCCAACGGUGACGCCCAGCUGCGCAUUCUGACACCACUCUCGCAAAUGAUGGCUGGGAUUCGCUCAUCUACUGGUGCCGAAGACAGCAAGGGCUUUGGCCAGUUUGUCGAGGUACGCAAACUGACGCUUGAUACGCUCAGCAAGCUACUUCAGGCCUCGGGACACUCGAUCAUGCGUGCUUGGGACGUUGUCUUUGACAUUAUCCAGAGCGUUGUUGCCGCCGAGUCUGCGGGGUCCACCCAUGGUGUAGGCGGGACGAAUGCCGAGUCACGGCAGCCUGGAUAUUUGGUCAGGUUUGCAUUCCCAUGCCUGCAGCUCAUAUGCACUGACUACCUGGCCGAUCUUCCGGCAAACUGCAUGCGGCGCUGCAUCCAGUCACUUGUCGAAUACGGGCAGCAGACUGAGGACUUGAACAUCUCGCUGACCGCCAUUGGGCAGGCAUGGAGCCUGAGCGACUUUUUCCAGCGCGCAAGCCCAAAGUCGGAUGAAGUGAAUCUGGCGGAGCUAAGCGAGCUGAUCAGCAGCAGCCUGGUCGCCCAUAGCGACGAUAGCAAACCGGCAAUUGCACACAUCGUCGAUGGCUGGUGGCGGGAGGAGCUAGUGUCGCUGGAAGAUACGCAUACUCGCCAACUGCUGUGGCUCCUGCUCCUGCACUCACUUUCUGAUCUCGGCCGCGAUGUCCGCCACGAAGUCCGACACGGCGCACUGCAGACGCUGUUCCGCACGCUGGAUAUGCAUGGUGGGAUCUUUGACAUCUGGACAUGGGAUAGUAUCAUCUGGACUGUUUUGGCACCAGUGCUCGAUCGCGUGCUGGCUGAACGUGCUCGCGUGUUCGAUCUGAUCCGACAAGGACGCGUGGAGAUGCUGUUGUCCGAGCUUGAGGCUGAGCAGAUGGCAUCCAAAAGUGGAGUAGUUAUCGAAGACCCGAGCCGCCUGCACAAGAAGCAGUGGGAUGAAACGGCAGCCACAGCGGUGCUCGGUGCUGCUAAAGUGUGGCGAGACAACCUGCAGCGGUCGAUCCGGCACGUCGGCUAUGUGGGACAGGCUUGGCAGGUUAUGUGGAAGCUGGCCAUUGAUUUUUUGGCUGGUAGACAGUCCAGCGAGGGCGUGCAGUUGCUACCAGUUGCUGACAAAACGAUCGAGGUAGAUGUGCCCGACAACUUCAUCGACUCAGCCGCAGUCGAGGUGAGUGAUAGCCAGCUGUACCAGCGCACUCGUGAGAGUGUUGCCGCUGCGAUCGAAUGCGUGGCGGCGCUGGUGGGCAUUGCCGACCUGGAAGGAGGGCCAGAGGACCAGAUGAUCACGCAGCACUGGCGCACGGUGUGGAGGGCAUGGCUGACGAUUGGCAGCCAGAUGACGAACCUGCCGAUAGACCGGGGGUCGCUGCUUGACAUCAACCAGACAGUAGACGGAAAUGUAGUCUACACUCAGGAGGUGCUGCUCUCAUAUCUGCAAAUGUUCUCGCAGAUCUUUGACCAGCUGCGAUCAUGCAGGUGGUUCAGCGAAGGCGAUUGUACCACGCUGCUGCGAAUUGCUCGCCGGAUCUUGCUGUUCGUUGAUGCACCGCUUUACUCGCCAGAUGUCUUGGAGAUCUCAACGUUGCAGGCGCAGAUCAUGGAUACGAUCUGCUCGCUGCAGAUGCUUGCUCAGUGCAAGACCGAUCAUGGGGAUAACCUGGUAUCGCCUGACACUGUGCUGUCACUUUCUCUUGGCGAGCUGGCGGUGUAUGCUGUCAUGCCGUAUAUCAUUCAUCCUGAGCAGGGCGGCGCCGGCACGCUCUACCGCGACAGCCAGGUCAUUGGUCGGGGUCGGGGCCUGUUUUCAGUGCAGCUGCAAAGACUUGCCGCACACUCUUCUGCGGCUAAUGAGGUCAAGAAGCCGCGCAGUGGCAAGGCUAAGUACACACGGCGUGCGAUUAUGCCGACGCUGGUGUCUCUGGCGGUUGCGGCUCUGAUAAAGCUUGGCGAGGCGCUUUGCUCUGAUCAGAUCCUGGGCGAGAGCCAGACCAGCAACCAGGCUCUUGCCAACUCCAAACGAAUCCUUGCCGAUGGAGUGCUGGCAGAUUCACUGGUUGCCAUUGGGCUGCACCUGGUGCUGCCACUUGGGGCUGAGCGCCCACCGGGCGAUUUGAGCGACACAGCAGCAAUGCCUGCUUUUGAGUGGGCCAAGCAACACCAGGCAGAGGCUGUAGACUGGCUGAUUCGUGUUGUGACGCUGGGAAUGUCGCGGCUGCGCGGCUGCACCGAUGGAGAUGCGCGGUCGGCGCUGGCAGAUACAUGGGUGACUAUUGGCAUCGUUCUGGGGUCGGCAGUUGGGGUGCCGGAUCAUAUACUCACGCGGGAUCAGUCAGUAUCGCUGGAUGAAACCGCCACCGAGCGGUCUGCGGUGGGGUUGGAUACUGCCGGCAAUGGUCUUGCACUUUCCGCGGAGUGUCAAAACCAGGUGCUCGAUGCUAUUAUGCACGCCAGCACUGGAUACAUUUCUCAAUAUGGUGGCGGCAGCGGUGGUGGCGACGACAGCACAAUAGCUCAGGUGCAGCCAGCCGAGGUUGGAGAGUACUGGGGGCUGCUUGUGAGGAUUCUCGAGUGGGGGGCUCUAAUGGCUGCCGAGCCCGUUGUGCUGCUUUGUGUGGAGCAAGACGACAACAUCGGCAUGUUGUUCUCGGCAGCCACCGCCCCGCCUUCCUCCAGUGUUAGUAGUAUGGCGCAAAUGCAGCAGGCAAACCGGCAGGCACUGACAAUGGAGUGCUUCCAAUGGCUGUUCAGAAUGUCGUCGAAUGCCGCCGCCGACACAUCCUUGCCGUUGUGGGCCAGCCAGCGUGCCGCCCCGACGCUUGUGCGUCGAUGCCAGACGGUGCUCGAGGCAUUUGUCCGAGAUAAAGCACUGCUGGGGAAAAGCCCGAUGCCAUUUGCCCGCGUUGUGCUGCUCAACAUGGUGCUGGACAACAUGGCUCGCUUGCAGUGCCGAGCCAGCGCGCUGGCGACAGGAUCAAGCAAGACUGCGACCAGCCCGGCAGCCCACCUCCUCCUGCUAUGCGACAAUCUCAUCGAUCUGCUGUCGGCUCCAGAUCCUGCGGUCCUGGGCUCGAUCCAGCGUUGUCUGCGGCGGAUUGCUGGCGAGAUAAAGCAGUAGAAAACACCGUCGUUUGUGUGUAUGUAUGUGUGUGGACGGGCCAGAGGUGGGAACAACCGGCUGGCGCGCCAUAGCCUUUGUAACUGUCAGGAAAACAAACGAAUAAAUCAGUUGUUGAG
This is a messenger RNA of Linderina pennispora, 6051 nucleotides long. RefSeq lists its product as uncharacterized. The transcript is spliced from 2 exons. The record is from RefSeq and is a predicted model, not a curated record. The coding region runs from base 59 to 5932 and encodes 1957 amino acids. NCBI's taxonomy places the organism in Eukaryota, Fungi, Kickxellomycota, Kickxellomycetes, Kickxellales, Kickxellaceae.